Messenger RNA from Dermacentor silvarum, 2802 nucleotides. RefSeq names its product transmembrane emp24 domain-containing protein 2 (gene CHOp24). Gene Ontology annotation, cellular component: endoplasmic reticulum; Golgi apparatus; endoplasmic reticulum-Golgi intermediate compartment. NCBI's taxonomy places the organism in Eukaryota, Metazoa, Arthropoda, Arachnida, Ixodida, Ixodidae. The transcript is spliced from 4 exons. Gene Ontology annotation, biological process: Golgi organization; endoplasmic reticulum to Golgi vesicle-mediated transport; intracellular protein transport. The record is from RefSeq and is a predicted model, not a curated record. The coding region runs from base 116 to 727 and encodes 203 amino acids.
GCGCAUUUAGUGCAACAAACGUGGCAGACGGCGUUAUGUUUUUCUAGAGCGGUGCGGCGUUGAACAACUGUGAUCGUAACUAUUCAAGUUUCAGGCACGCAUUAAGAACAAAAAAAUGCACCCAGUGUACAUAGCGCUAAGGACGGCCGUCGUGGUGUUGUGCAUCGCCUACACCCGUGCCCUGUUCAUCACCGUAGAUGCUCACGCCGAAGAGUGCUUCCACGAUGAGGCGAAAUCAGGCACCAAGAUGGGUCUCACGUUCGAAGUCGCCGAAGGCGGAUUCUUGGACAUCGACGUGAAGAUCACUGGGCCCGAUGGUAAAGUGGUUUACUCCGGAGAGCGCGAGUCUAGUGGAAAAUACACGUUUGCGGCAUACGCUGACGGAGUCUACCGCUACUGCUUCAGCAACGCCAUGUCCACGAUGACACCGAAGAUCGUCAUGUUCUCCAUGGACAUUGGUGACGCCCCAACCAAAACACAGGAAGGAGAGGAAGUGCAUGAAAACAAGCUGGAAGAGAUGAUCAAGGAGCUGUCUACAUCUAUGACUGCCGUGAAGCACGAGCAAGAGUACAUGAUGGUCAGGGACCGCAUCCACAGAUCCAUCAACGACAGCACCAACUCGAGGGUUGUGAUGUGGGCCUUCUUUGAAGCCGUCGUGCUCGUUGCGAUGACCUUGGGCCAGGUCUACUACCUGAAGAGGUUCUUUGAAGUUCGAAGAGUUGUGUGAUUUGAAUCGGGACAAAAGGGUGGUUCGCGUGGUGUUCGCUGGCAAAAGUUGGGGAAGGGGAGCGCAAGACUUAAUCACGUGACUUCUGCAUUGCCUGUGAAAAUGAGUUCAGUGUGAUCUUUUUUUUUUUCUCAUUAUAGUGCCUCCUUUUCUUUCUCUUUUUACAAAAAUUCUUGCGACUUUGGUUUCCGUCACAUUUCUUACUUUACUUCUGGUUUCUGUUCAGAAUGAAGCCAGGUUUUUCAGCACAUAAGUCAUACACUGAUCUGGACACUCAGUGGUUUGAUUAAAACAAAUUGUUUCUUUUUGGAAAUCUGUGCACUUUCUUAAAGCAUGGUUAGAGCACUGUGCUUUAAUUUCUUUGUCUUGCAUCCUAGCCUUAUAUUUGCAAACUUACACGUGUGCAAUGUAAAGCCAUAAUCUUCAUGGACUGUAGAGGUGAUAAUAUCUCAUUAAACCUAAAAUACCAUUGAGGAAAGCUUAUUUAAAUAAUUAAGGAUCAACAAUCUUUCAGCACUUCAUAGCAUUGUUGUAGGAUUCUGUACAGCUGCUUCCAUGAAAAAUCCAACUUUGUGACACCUACCUGAUCUUUGCUUGAAGUGAUGGCGCUGCUAACACGAAAACUGACACCACUCGGUUAUGGAAAGCCUUGUAUACUCCUUCAGAUGGAGUAGAGGUGGAAAAUUUUGUUUAAUCAGCAAUAAUAAUAUGUGUGUCUGUAACAUCUUUUUUUCCUUUUCUAUGAGCAGUUACACUUGCACUUCCAGUGUCAAGUGCUCUUACCUCCUUUUGGUGCAUGGCACAUACAUUGUCAUUUUAGCAGGUAGGAUGUGAACAAAUUAAUGCGUUUCAAGGUUUCUCAGCUUCUACAGACGAGGUUGAUCAUUCACGCUAAUCCCAGAUUCAUUUGUGUUGAAUGUAAUGAUGCUGCAGUAAUUGAGGUUCUCAGAUUUCUGCAUGACGAUUGGAAUGUUUUCAAAUUCUCAGUAUUUAAAACGUUAAAAGUAGUUCCAUGGGACACCACUGUGUCAUAUGCACAGUGCACAGUGGGGUUUACAUUUAAAAGUACAGGUCGUGUGUUCCUGGAGCUCAGUGGUUAUAGUGUGGAUGUUGCAUACAGAGCAUAAAGGCUACUCUCAGUACAAUCAACCAGGUAAAAAACACUUGCAGUAUAAAGCCAUUGUGUCGUGCACAACACUUGCAGUUUGUGGCUGUCCCAAAGGCACCCAUUUCCACUUGUUAGUAUACCGAACAGCAGUAAGUUCAUUUGUCGAACAGCCAGUGCAGUUGAUGGGUUAGUGAGUUAUUGCAUUCGUAAAUAGUAAGCACCAUAGGUUCACAGGCCACAAGUCAUAUGCAGUAACUCGAGAAACUUGAAAACUCAUACACAUCAUUGCAAGAUAUGCGUCUCCUAUGUGCUGCACUUUAUUACUGUUUCUACAGUAUGCUUUACUGUGUUGUGCGAGUAGCAAGCUAGGCAAGGCUCGCUCCUGUGAUGUGCAGUUUCAUUUGAGCAAGUGCAUACAGCAAACGUCGGCAUCCUUAUGCAGCUCUGCUGUAUGCCUGAUUGAGUGAAAGCUACAGUGAUGCCAGUCAAGUUCUGUGUUGCACUGCUGCUACUUUCUGGAUACCAGUGUAUGCUCAAGAAUAACAUUCAGCGCCCUUGGCUUGCCUUGCUACUUGCUGUUUGUGUACUGCUAAUAGAAAACUGAAGUUAUCGGACUUGGGUGAUGUGGUUUACAGGGAUUGAAACAAAUUUCUAAGAGUAAUACAAUUGUGGUGGAAAUAUUGCAGACAUAUGAGAGCAGUCAUUCUUUUUGAGUUUUUGAACAGUUUUUGAGCGUGCAAUUCAUGGCCCUUAAAAUACAUCAGGAGGCAUUGUUAAAAACUUAGUAGCCACGUUGUAGUGGCCAGUCGAGCUGUUUUCUUCCUGUGAAACAGAUUGGUCUGUGCGACACUGUGUUUACAUUGCUGUUGGAUCUCUCACAAAUUUAAGGUUUAAACUUUUGCUUGAAAACUUCUCAUCAUGGACGUUCGUGCAUAUGGGUGUAAUAAAGCUGCGUGCCUUCAAGACU